GAAUUCGACGACGCCCUGACUGGAUAACGAGCAUUGCUGGAUUGGCUUGGCCUGGAUCUUUGUUGAAUAGGCAUUGUGAAUUUUAGAGCUGAAAAGCUUAGAGGAAAUGAAGACGCGACCCACAGGAAACAAUUCCAACACCGACUGGAUGGGCUCCCUGUGCCCUGCCCUCACAUCCAUGCCCCUCAAGCACCUGGCGGUUCCUGGUUCUCAUGAUUCCUUCAGCUUCUGGGUGGAUGAACAAGCUCCAGUCGGUCCAGACCAGAAAACGUAUGUGAAGCACCUGGCUGCGAUAUUCCGCUUCCUGGCCAAGAAGGUGAUGAAGAAGUGGUCCAUGACCCAGAACCUCACCUUCAGGGAACAGCUCGAGGGAGGAAUACGCUAUUUCGACCUGCGUGUUUCCUCCAAACCAGGAGAACCAGGCCACGAAAUAUACUUUAUACACGGGCUGUUUGGACACAAUGUACGUGAUGGCCUUAAUGACAUUAACAAUUUUUUUAACCUACACAAGAAAGAGGUUGUUUUUUUAGACUUUAACCAUCAUUAUGCAAUGAGCGAGGAGCACCAUCAUUACCUAAUCAAGAUGCUGAAGGACGUGUUUGGUCACAAGCUCUGCAAGAUUGACGUGGUGGAGGACAUCACUCUGAAUUAUCUGUGGGAGAACAGGUACCAGGUCAUAGUGUUCUACCAUCACCCAUCUGCUGAGGGCUGUCCUGUGAUGUGGCCUGGUAGUAAAAUUCCUGCCCCAUGGGCCAAUACCACAGACACCACCAAGCUCAUCCAAUUCCUGGAGACAACUCUGAGUGAACGAGCCCAAAACGGCAGCUUUCAUGUCUCUCAAGCCAUUUUAACCCCACGUGUCAAGACCAUCGCCAGGGGCCUGGUACAGGGGCUAAGAAACUACCUGGUGGAGAAGAACCUUCCAACCAUAAUGACGUGGGUGGAGGCACAAAAGCCAGGAGUAGAUGGGGUCAAUAUCAUCACUUCAGACUUUGUAGAACUUGUGGACUUCGCAAACACUGUCAUUAAAUUAAAUAACCUCUUCAUUCAGGAUCGGCCAGGCACAUGACCUUUUCAGUGACCACCAUGAAGACUGAAAGUGUGCUGACCAUAAGGACCUGGAAUCACAUGGGGGUCACAGCAGGUGACGGAUAUUUAUGACCAUUUUUUUAUAUUUAAUUCAACAGACCUUUAGGUGCCAUCAAUCUGAUG
Sinocyclocheilus grahami is the source of this 1212-nucleotide messenger RNA. RefSeq names its product phosphatidylinositol-specific phospholipase C, X domain containing 2 (gene plcxd2). Bases 107 to 1069 code for a protein of 320 amino acids. The transcript is spliced from 5 exons. The record is from RefSeq and is a predicted model, not a curated record. Lineage: Eukaryota; Metazoa; Chordata; Actinopteri; Cypriniformes; Cyprinidae. Gene Ontology annotation, molecular function: phosphoric diester hydrolase activity. Gene Ontology annotation, biological process: lipid metabolic process.